Polypterus senegalus (gray bichir) is the source of this 2512-nucleotide messenger RNA. RefSeq names its product peroxisomal N(1)-acetyl-spermine/spermidine oxidase-like. NCBI's taxonomy places the organism in Eukaryota, Metazoa, Chordata, Cladistia, Polypteriformes, Polypteridae. Gene Ontology annotation, molecular function: polyamine oxidase activity. The transcript has 12 exons. The record is from RefSeq and is a predicted model, not a curated record. Bases 174 to 2036 code for a protein of 620 amino acids.
CCGCGCGCGCUACAGACCCUCAAGUACUGGGGGAAGAGUACGGGAAGUCCACACAUCGCCUUCUCGGCUUCCGUAGCUCGCACAGGGUCUGGGCUAAAGGGCAGCGCUCACACCAUGCAGACUGUUAAUGCAGAAAGUAGUCUUGAGGAGCUGAAGUGACAGGAGAGGCAAGAAUGACGGAAAAUAGGAAUAAUUGCAGUCGUUGUGGUAAAAUGAGUUUCCUGAGGAGUCAGACCACAGUUUUCAUCCUUCUCGUGGUUGUAUCUCUUAAUGUCAGCUCAGCUCUGUUGGGAAAGAUGAAAACAAAUCCCAAAAUUCUAGUGGUGGGAGCAGGCGCUGCAGGAGUUGGGGCAGCCACCAAACUGCUCAAGAAUGGAUUUCAUAAUGUACAGAUUGUAGAGGCAGAACCACACAUCGGGGGGCGCAUUAUAGGCACCAAGUUCGGACAAUCUUGGAUUGAUCUUGGAGCUCAGUACAUCCAUGGAGCAUCUCCCUCCAAUCCUGUGUAUGUAAUGGCAAAAGACAUGGGCCUGCUGAAUGACACAACCGAAGAAGAAUCCGAAAGCAAAGGAUGGAGAGUUUUUAGCCAACAGAACAAAAAGAUUGAUAACGCCUUUGCCAAACAAGUCUAUGAAUUUGGUGAAAAUAUAAUACUCAACAGUUACACCCUAAAGAAAAACUAUACUCAAGGACAGAAUCAGAGCAUGGGGGAAUAUUUUGCCACAAAGAUCCAGGAGCUGUCAACCAAUUGGAGCAGUGACCCUCACCGAAGCAAGGAGGUGAAUGGGAUCUUCAGCUUGGUCAUCAAGAACUACCUUCUAGACAUAGGAACCAGUGAUCUUCAAGAUGUGGGUGUGGACGCCUGGCAUGAAUUUGGACCUGUGGAAGGGGGUGAACUCAACCUCCAGGGGCACAUGCAUCGGAUUGUAGAGAAUUUGCUGAGGGACUUUCCAAAGGAAAACAUUCUGCUUAGCACGCAAGUGACAAAAAUUGAGUGGAAUGGAUCGUUCCAGAGCAGCGAGGAGGAAGAGGAGAACCAGUAUCCAGUGCGUGUGCUUUGUGAGGGAGGGAAAGAGAUCCUUGCUGACCAUGUGCUUCUCACCAUCUCACUUGGUUGCCUGAAGGCACUGGCGUCCACUUUAUUCCACCCCCCACUCCCUUCGGAAAAGACUCUAGCAAUUGAGACGUUGGGGUUUGGCACGAUGAAUAAGAUCUUCCUGGAGUAUGACACGCCAUUCUGGGAAGAGGGCGUGGAGGAAAUCAACCUCAUUUGGGAAGACGAACAUCCUGGCAAUGCAAUAAUCAGUGAACCAAAAGAAUGGAUUCGGUUUAUACCGUGGUAUGAGGUCAUGCCACGAGAAAGACGGCAAAAUCUUUUAUCCACCCCACUCCCUUCGGAAAAGACUCUAGCAAUUGAGACGUUGGGGUUUGGCACGAUGAAUAAGAUCUUCCUGGAGUAUGACACGCCAUUCUGGGAAGAGGGCGUGGAGGAAAUCAACCUCAUUUGGGAAGACGAACAUCCUGGCAAUGCAAUAAUCAGUGAACCAAAAGAAUGGAUUCGGUUUAUACCGUGGUAUGAGGUCAUGCCACGAGAAAGGUUUAACCAUUCACUGAUCGGCAUGGUAGCCGGAAGAGCAGCUGAAUAUAUGGAGACCCAGAGUGAAGAGGAGCUGGCUUUAAACAUCACUCAGAAUUUCCGGGAGAUCUUAGGUAACCCUUCCAUACCACAUCCCAAAAAGGUUUUCUACACUAAGUGGCACUCCAACCCAUACACCCGCGGUGCAUAUACAUACAGAACCGUGGGAGCAAAAGGCUCGCAGUUUGAUAUACUGGCUGAGCCUUUACCUAAGGACAAGAGCCUGUCCACGCAGAAACUGCAGAUCUUGUUUGCUGGAGAAGGAACAAGUCGCAAUUUACACAGCACUGUCCAGGGAGCCCUCAUGUCUGGAUGGCGAGAGGCUGAACGGCUCAUGAAGUUUUACCAGACCCCUGGUGCUUCUGCUGAAAGUGAAGAGGCAACCCCAGGUACACAGUAACUUGGCUGACACUUGAUGGGACUGAAAACCUGUCACAGGAAAGUGACUGAAACAGAAACCUGUCCCACCUCUGUUUAGUUAUCAGCUAAUCAAGGAGUAAGUAUUCUUCAUUAUCCAUCAUGGCCUCCUUGCCAGCCGUCCCUGGGACACAAGAAACUUCACCUACUGCUAUGCCCACGGCUUUCCUCAGCUACAGUUUGAAUGAGUUGCAAGUGAGAAUCCACACUGUUCUGAUUGUCAUAAUCUUUUCUCUGGUCUGUUUCCUCCUCCUGCUGGCUUUUUUCUACGCCUUUUGCUUCCGCUGCACAAUUGAUCCAACGACAAAGGACCCCCAGUCCCGCAAUAAAUGCAGUUUGGACCGAGAGGAUGCCACCUUCCAGAGAAGUUCUUCACCCUCCAUGACCAACUCCAUUUAAUCAUUUAUUGAAAAGACUUGGAAUUGUGAAGCCCAGUGUUCUUUUUUUUUUCUAGGAAAA